GAAAAAAUUCAUGGAGAGGAAGAAUCGAUAGUUCGUUCGAGAAUUGUUUCGAUCUUUAUGUGUUUACGCGUGUGUUUACAUCGAAUGCGAUAUGAUCCACGGAGUCAAGCGCGAAGAAGAUCGAUCGGUGAUCUCUCGUUCUCUCUUCGUCUCUCUGCUUCUCUCUCUCUCUCUCUCUCUCUCUCUCCCUCUCCCUCUCCCUCUCUCUCCCUCUGCCUCAAAUAUCGAAUAGCAUUCGCGGCUCGUGUACCAUCGGCCCUAACAUACGAUACACGAUCGUUCGUUGAAUCACGCGGCAGUGCCUUAGAUCGUUUCUAUUAUCCUAGUCGAGGCGAUCGACAUUUUUUUCUCUUCUUCGAACAUCUUUGAGAAAACGUCCGCGAGAAAAAAGACGUAAAAUACAAUAGAAUUUCGUUCGAAUGCAUUCGUAAGUCCGUAAAAGUGGAUCGUCCAGCUCGUGCCGCAACAACGUAGGAAAAAUCUUUCGAAUAUGGAAACUGUUAGAUCGAGAGGACAACAGAGGACGUUUGUGGGAAUUCAACGAUUACAGAAGAUAAAAUGCAAUUAAUAAUCCCAUAACGAUUCGCAGUUAAACGUCGUUAAACGCGAACAGUGUCAAAAAGCAGUGUUCUUCCUUUGCGUAAAAAGAAAAAAACAACAACAACAACAACAAAGCAAGUGUCUGUGGUAUCGUGUCGAAAUUGGAAAAGGAAUAAUCGGUUCGACUAAUGGCCGUUUAAAUGGUUCGAUUAAACAGACUUUGAAAAUUGAUUUGCUAAUCUGUCUAUGGAGAAGAGCGUCUCCCGCGAUGAUCGGACCGUUGCCGGAGUCGGUGGCAGAACGUACCGCUAAACGCAGAAGGAGGAAGUAAAGAAGAAAACAAAUACGGGGUGCUCGUUUACGUGUAGUUCGCGGCCGCGGGGCGUACGUGGGUGCAUGGAAGAAGGAAACGAUCCUGUCAUCGGAAGGAACGAAGGAGAACGAGGCGGCGGGCCAGGGUGGCUCCGCUAACGGCAGGGAGGCCGUUGAGAAAAUGUCGAGCACCGCGGCGAGUCCCGAUGGGAUGGCUUUGCAGUCGCACUAUUCCCUUCGAUGGAAUAAUCAUCAAAAUCACAUAUUACAGUCCUUCGAGGCGCUUUUGCACGCGGAGAUACUCGUCGACGUGACGCUGGUUUGCGCCGAAACUAGUCUCAGGGCGCACAAGGUCGUUCUCAGUGCUUGCAGCCCCUUCUUCGAGAGAAUAUUUGCGGAACAUCCGUGCAAGCAUCCGGUGAUCGUACUGAAGGAUUUCCCCGGUCACGAAGUCGCGGCAUUAAUCGACUUUAUGUAUCGCGGGGAAGUGCGAGUCGGUCGAGAAGAAUUGGCAGGACUGAUGAGAGCGGCCGAGAGUCUGCAGGUCCGGGGACUGGCUUCGUCGGAACCGAGGCCGGCAUCACCGCCGGACACACCAGUGGCCGAUCUUCUUCUCGGCGAGCCAUCGACGCCCGAGGAAACUAGGCAGGAUACUCAGGAGGACGACGAUAAUGCGUCGGAGAUCGCAGCAGCAGCAGCCGCGGCCGCGGCAGCGACAGCGGCGGCGGCUGCGGCGGCGGCAGCACGGGCAUCGAUCAGAGAAACGAUCACGACGCCUAUAAGAACGAUCUUCCAUUCUUCGAGGGACCAUCGCGAUAGAUUACCGCACAUGGCUCAUCUGAGCUUUGGCAUACGGGAGCUAAGGGAAGCCUGCAGUUCACCUCUUAUGCCGCGUCGGAAACAGGCAAGACCACGCCGAAGAUCCGGGGAAUUGGUACCGCAAGACUUGAGCAGGCCGCAUCCACCGCCGAGUCUGAGCCCACCGUUUUCCUCUUUGAAUCUGACCAAUAAUCAGCAACAGAGUCAACACCAUCAAAGUCAACACCAUCCACAGGCAUCGUCGAAUGCUACGAAUCAGCAGCAGCAUCAGCAGCACCAGCAGCAGCAGCAGCAACAACAACAACAACAACAACAACAACAACAGGAGGAAAUGGCAGAGAAUUUAUCGAUAAAGAGAACAAUCUCGCCGAUAGCCCAAGAACAGCAGCAGCAACAACAACAACAACAUCACAGCCAGCAGCUGCAUCAAGUAAAGACCGAAAGUAGCGAGGCAGCGAGUAGUCCGCGAGGGUCUCCCCUUACAGGUACGAGUCUUCUCCAUCUCGAUGGUUCACCCCAAGACAUCCCAUCGGCGGCAGCCGCUGCCGUUGUCAGUAUACCUGGUAUGUCGGCGUUGUCGUUGACACCGCCGCAUCAUCACAGCGAGUAUCUGACGAGUUUGGGUCAAUUGGCGGCCCAGUGGCUUCCUCAAAAUCACCCGCAAAGUCAGCUACCACCGCCGCCAACGCAAACUCAUCAUUCGCGGGACGACAGUCCUCUUGGUUCCGCUAGAAACACGCACGCCUAUCAACAACAACAACAACAACAACAACAACAACAGCAGCAGCAACAGCAGCAGCAACAACAACAACAACAAGAAUCAUCGCUGACGUCUAGACGUGGCUCGAUCGCGGCGAUGUUUCCCCUCGACAGCGUUGCGUCUUUGAGCGGUGGACUCUUCCCUCAUGGUACCGCCAUCGAUAGGGGAUCCCUUUUAGCGGAUCUCCAUGAAAGUUUUAAACCGGAACAGUUACACGGACUGUUCGGACCGGCCACCUUGACGACUCAUCCUUCCGGUAAGAAGAAAAAGCAUAGAACCGACGGCGACGCACCUAGAAGAUGGUCGGAUCAAGGAGGACGUGGUCUGCCGGUUGGAAGACCAAAGGGUCAACACAGCGCACCACGGGGCGGCCCACCGAGAUCUUGGACUAAUGCCGAACUUACCGAAGCGCUGCAACACGUGUGGAACAAGAAGAUGACGACGUCUCAGGCAAGUCGAAUAUUCGGCAUACCAUAUAACAGUUUGUUGAUGUACGUGCGCGGUAAAUACGGAAAGAGCUUGAAGUUGGAACAAUUGAGAAGAGAUUGCACCGGAGCUACAACCGGCGACGUAGUCAUGAAUUCUUUAAACAACAAUGUCAAAGCCGUACAACAACCACCGGCGCAGCUGAGCCAUCCACUCGCCGGCCUUCCACCCCAUCCGGCCGACGACAGUGGCUUUCCUCAUCACUCGCUCCUCGUCGCGUCGCUUUGUGCGUCUUAUUGCACCGGAUGCGCCUUUUGCGAGAAAUUCUUUCAACCACAGCAGCAGCAGCAGCAGCAGCAGCAGCAGCAGCAGCAGCAGCAGGAGCAGGAACAAGAGGAACAGUUCUACCAGACUCGCAGAACAGUAGGCAGCCCGAGACCCUUUGGCGCCGAGAGACCGACGCGCGCGCAAGAAUUCAACAGGACCGGCGUGUUGCACCCCGAGUACCAGAUACCUGCUACCCUUCGACCGGGCAAUGUGUCGCAGUUUUAUUAUCUGAACCCGCGAGAAGGUCCACCUCUCACCUUGCUCGUCAGUCCCUGCAGCGGUCCGAUAUCAUGGACGGUCAGUUACGCGGAGCCACCUGAAAAUGAUCGAGAACUGGAAGGAGCAAAAUAUCAGUCUCGAUGGCCGGUGAAGACACUAAAACCAGGAUCGCCUUUGUUUACGUACGAAGGAGCAGAGGAUCAGAACUUUACGAUAGCGCGAACGCGCGCUGGUUUAUAUUGGUUCGAAAUCAAAUCAUUGCGGGGUAAGAAAAUCGAAAAAUCAGAUCCGAGCACCGUACUCUUGUACGCAACGUCCAACGCCUUGAAUCAUCUGUCAGGAUUUUAUGCGAAUGAAAAGGAGAAUCGUCAGCGUUCCUUAAGAUUUCAACAGAGAAGAAGCAAACGUCGGCUAACCAUAUCUUGGAACAAAAGCCACGUAGAUCCGCACCUAUCCAACUAUUGUUUGGCCGUUACGUCGGGAACUCAAGCACACCCUUCGACGCUUUGCGCCGCGCAAAACUUUCUCAUCGUUCAUUCGUAUACCGGCAAGGGAAGUUCCUCGAGCAACAGAGAGCAUCAAUAUCGGGGUGUCCCGGAAGGGGUUCAUUGCGUACGACAGACCAAGUUGACUCUUCACAGAAUGAAGUUCGACACUACGUACAACUUUACUCUAUAUGUGGUUAAUAUGCGUAACAACGUUUCGAAUAAACUUGCCACCGAUGCCAUACGAUUUCGGAAAACGCCGGAGUUGAUGUUACAUACGGGACGUUACGCCACGGUGAGUUUGAGAAAAACCGAUGGUUUCGUCAAUUUCCGUUAUCGCCCAGCGGAAAAUGCAUCGAGUAUCUUCCACAUUCUUCCUUGCGGCGGUGGAAUAGUCAAGGCCAAACUAAGUGCUCCAGGAAUACUGCGGGAAAAAGAAGUGGUGGGAUAUGCGUCUCUGCGAGUACCUCUACUGCCCACGGGAAAAGCUUAUAUUCUGCGGAUAUCGGCUACACCGCAGGAAUUAGCGAGAGUCACGGCAAUCAAAGUACUAGUUACGCAGGAGUCCUCGACGAUUUAUCCGCAGGUACCGUCGAGAAGCACGCCGCGCGAGUAUCGCUCAUUGAGAAGUUGCGACGAGGUGACAAUAGGAGUAGAGCCGGCCGGUGCCGCGAAAUAUUGCAUUCUCGUGAGAGAAUUGAAAGAUUCUACGACAUUGGCCAGCUUUGCUAGCGUACCCGAUCAGUGCGGUCUCCAUCGUCGUCGUCGAUCCGAGUAUACGUUCGAGGUCUGCGAGGAAAGAGGGAGCACGCCGAAUGACAGAGCCCUUCCGUUUACCCUCAAGAGAUUGCAACCCGGGAAGGCAUAUCUUUUGCAAAUCACGGCCCAGCUCAAAGGUCGAUCCUUGUCGUAUCCUCUGUUAGGGGUACGGACGAAACGUACCUGUCUGCGUCCAUGACAAUUCUAAUAGUCGUCUAUUUGCCGUUUUUGAUACGUUUAACGAUUAUUAAAUCAUUCUCACAUUCAUAGGAUAACGAUUCUUUAGGAUAACGAUUUUGGAUUUAAUUUGAGGGAUUCUAUUUGAACGUAUGUAUGUAAGCUUAUCCAUAAAAUAAAAUAUAAUGUAAAAUUCAUAUUGAUUCAUAUUCCGCCUGAUCUCUUUCUCUUUUUUCUUUGCAUUUUCCUUCCAAUCUAAUAUAAUAUUUUAGGACCCUACGCUCGUAGGGACAAUUACAUCAAUACAAUAGGAUCAAAGAUAUUCUAAUUCGGACUUUAUCAGUCGCAAUAAUUUACCGCCAGGACUUUUCGCAGGCUCUGACAUCAACAAAGUCAUGGCUUUCGACAAAUGUCCUUUCUUGUCUUGUCCUGGACAAUCGGCGAGUUCUCGUAAAGUAAUUGCCGCGUAGAGUGUCAAUCGUUCGCAGUAUGGAUCUACGACGGCGACGGUAUUCAUUAUAAGAUUGCAAAGGUCGAAUUUUUGUCGAUCGUUCGACGGUAAUAAUUGUAUCAAAGAAUGCCCGAUAGAUAUGCAAUGUUGAUGGCCCGGAUGUAGAAGAGCGCGAAGUCUGAAAAUAUGUAUAUGAUCGUACGUCACGUAUUACGUGAUUGUAGAAGAAGAAAAUGGAGAAUUCUUUUGGUUUCUCCGCUGUCUCCUCCGCCACCUCUCCCCCGCCUCCUGGUGUCAAACAGGAAGCGAGGAAGAAGCACUCACCGAGAAAGAAGAUCGGAAAGCACGGCCUUGUUUGGGGUCCUCAUUGCCUCUUCGACUUCUUCCUCGAGCCUAUCCAUUAAUUGACCGACCUCCGAGGACCGAAGAGUAUUUUUACACGUAUCGCAGGACCAUUCCGUUUCAAAGUCCAACGGAUCCCUCGGAAGAAUGAAUCCGCCGUCGUUGUAAGGACAUCUCAGAGUGCCAAGAUGCGUUCCCAGUUCCGUUGGAUCGGCGCAUCGUUCGCAGGAACAAGAAAAAUAUUUGGUCGCGAGCAAAUGUCGCCUCCUCGCUCUCGUAGACCAAAGUGCGUGAGUAUAGCACGUACUCAAAUGUUCGCCCCUUGAAAAAUGAUAUAAUCGCGGUCGUAUAAAAGGGAUCUAUAUCGGAUCUUUCAUUAAAUUCCACCAACGGUUUACCUACUUUUUAAUCGAGGUAACGGCGAGCACGUUUACGAUCGGUCUACCAUUCUCGUCCAAUGCGAAGAAAUGCCGAGUGUUUGGUAAGCAACGGUGUUCCAAAAGACAUGUCGUGCGAUAAAUGGCGACGGAACCUUCCGGCGGUAAUGUUUCGAGCCCGUUCACGUCGAUUAGCCCACAAAUUUUAGGCAAUAUCUUGGCGCAAGAAGGAUCGACCGCGACAAGGGCUCUAAGAUGAUUCGUUAUCUCUUCCACCUCCUCGUAAGCAUCGGUCCCAGGACCGCGAGAAUCCUCGUGACUCUGUAGCUUUUCCAAUAAUUUCCAACGCUUCGACUUUGUCUUCCAAAGUAUCAGCAUCCUUAUCGGUAGCAAAACGUCGCAUCUAGAAAAAGACGACGGGGAAAUACGGCGACGGAAAAAGAGAGACGAAAGAAGAGGAAGAUCGAUCGACCGAUACUAACGGUACUUUAAUAUACUAUCGUAUAUAUAGGUGGUAUAUAAUAUACGUUAUAGGCGGUUAUAUACGCGGUUGUAUUCUUAACGGAUAACGUUACCGGUAGCCACGUCAAAGCCGUUUUUCUUCACCUGGGAAAGAUUCUGGUUUUUGCAAGAAGGGCACAUUCCAACUCGUGGCCGUCCUUAGCCAGGAGAGCCUUGCAGUCCGUAGAACAGGAAGGCCAGAAGCACUUGGGACAUCUCGUUUCGACGUCCUCGCAACGUUGACCGCAACCGACGCACACCCUGUAAGACGUAUGAGGUGCGGCUCCCCAAACGAGUGGCACUUCCGAAAUGAUCGGCUCACCGCUCUUUAAAUCCCUCCUUGCAAUCAAGUAUCUUCCCAAUUCUUUGCUUUCCUCGAUCUCCCAGGCAUGGCAGAUUGAUUUGUGCAACGGCCAAUCUUCCCUUUGGUGUUCCUUCCCGCAAUAAAAGCUCCCCUUGCAGCCGCUGCAUUUCAGCCGAGCCUGCUUACCGCACACCGGACAUUCUCCCAUAUCCAGAUUUUCCCCCAUAGUGUUACUCCGAAUCGACGAAUUGGCGAUAAUUAAAGGAACGAUAUUAAAAGAAUCGCAUACGCACGCGUACACACGCAAUGCAAAUGAUGAAUUUACUCUGAGUUUUAUCUGCAACUAUAUGCGUAUCGCCGAUACUUAUCUAUAAUAUACCCUUCAAUUUUUCUUUUCACUUUUUCCCCGGCGAAACGUUUAUAGAGAAGCGCGCGUAUGAAACCAACAUGCUCGGUAAGAAAUAUCAAACUAGACCCACUGUGAAUAGCACCGUCCUAUAACGUCACCUCCAACGUUUAAUUAUAGAUAUCUACGAGCGCGAACUAUUUUAGUUGUAACUACUAAACCGGUAUAAUAUUACCAUUUACCUAUCGUAGUCGUAUCUAAUAUUCUCGUAUAAACGUCGAUUUAUCCGAGAUGUACUUAUUAAUAUUAUAGGUAAUAUAGGAUUUACAUCGUUACAAAGCGUCCAUCCUUUCUUCCUCAAUGGCUUCUCGAAUGAUUCCAGUUCCGGAUUGCAAUGGAAUAAGAUCGGGGGAAGAUUCUUGAAAAGUAGUCUUUAUUCCAACAUUCGACAACGUUAUAAAAUCUAACUCGCCGAUUCGUGAAAAUGUUGUUAUUAAAAUAUCGUUAAAACCGUUGUUGUUGUUGUUGUUGUUGUUGUUGUUGUUGUUAAAAUAUCGUUAUUAUAAGAGAACAAGAAAAUCUCACUUCAAUUCUCUAUGACCUUGCAUUGAAAUUAUUUAUAGAAAAUUAUAUAUCUAUGUUUAAUACGUAUAUACACGUAUUUUCAUUUGAAAAAAGAAAAAGAAAGAGAAAAAGAAAGGAAGAAAGAAAAUAUCCAUGGUUCGCAGGCGCACUCUGUGAAAUUCGAAUAAUACAUUUUCACGGCCGAUAGCUCUAUAUACGUACAUUAUACAUAAAUAUUGCUAUAUUUCCCACGAACCAAUCCUAUUUUAUAAUGUUUGCGGCGGCACACGUACUACUCAUCGUUGAUAUAUUUCUCUUUCUUUUUCGAAACGAUAAAAUAAUAGUUUAACAAAGUACUUUGGUAUUUACGUUCUCCUUCGCUUUCACGAAUAUAUAUAUAUAUAUAUAUAUAUAUAUAUACAUAUACAUAUACAUAUAUAUAUAUAUAUAUAUAUAUGUAUAUAUAUAUAUACACAUACCUGUACAAAACUGAUCGUGGGACAUAUACGUAUACAUUUUUUAUUAAUAUGAAUUUGCAUGUAUGUAAGUUUAAAUAAAACUCAGAUCAACGAUGAUAACGAUGAAUAAUAUAUACGAUGAAUUAUUUCAGUCCUUUUUGUAUCGAUAUAACGUUUAUACAAAAAAUAAUGAGCUAUUUAAUAAAUAAAAAAAGUUGGCAUUAUAUCCGUCAAAACUCGCGCUCCUAUUUCUGAUGCGCCAUUUACUAUACCUUUAAUCCUAUUAAUAGAUAUAUACGUAAUUAACGAUAUAUUAAAUAUCUACAUAUAUGUUUAUAUUAAUGUACAAGCAUGUUCCUCCGUUUCGUGCGUGAUUCGAUAGCAAAACUUAAAUAUAAAAUGUUAUUUUCCUUUG
Molecule: messenger RNA, 8582 nt
Organism: Vespa velutina
Lineage: Eukaryota; Metazoa; Arthropoda; Insecta; Hymenoptera; Vespidae
Gene: nord
Exons: 10
Coding region: 1034-4846 (1270 amino acids)
Biological process (GO): regulation of transcription by RNA polymerase II
Cellular component (GO): nucleus
Molecular function (GO): protein binding; DNA binding
Source: RefSeq, a predicted model, not a curated record